Molecule: messenger RNA, 3561 nt
Organism: Megalobrama amblycephala (Wuchang bream)
Lineage: Eukaryota; Metazoa; Chordata; Actinopteri; Cypriniformes; Xenocyprididae
Gene: hoxa9b
Product: homeobox A9b
Exons: 2
Coding region: 2172-2942 (256 amino acids)
Biological process (GO): proximal/distal pattern formation; anterior/posterior pattern specification; embryonic skeletal system morphogenesis
Cellular component (GO): nucleus
Molecular function (GO): DNA-binding transcription factor activity, RNA polymerase II-specific; RNA polymerase II cis-regulatory region sequence-specific DNA binding
Source: RefSeq, a predicted model, not a curated record
AAUGGAAUAUUCCAUGAAAGUAAAAAAAAAAAAAAAAAAAAAAAUGUUUGAUAGCAUUGUUAAGAUCACAGCAUUGUGAGCAAAACAAAAAUUUAUUGUACUUGUUUGCUUGUGCAACACACAAUGUCGAUAAAAUAAAUAGAUAAAAAUAUGGCGUUGCCUUCUUAUCUUCUCAAGCAAGAAACAAAGACAACUGCAAAGUGAUUUAGGUAGUUUCAUGUUGUUGGGCUCUAUUUUACAUCCCCACAACACGAAACUGUCUUAAUUGCCUCGCAGUGAGAUUCAGCACAACAACAAGACAAAUAUGUUGCGGCGAAGUCUGAGAAGAGUUUAGAAAAGUAUAGCCUACUAGCUAAAAAAGACCAGCAAUUCUUAACAACGUUUUAUAUAUUAACGACAUUAUUUUAAUGCAUGAGGUGCACUAUUGAACUGAAAUCUUUAGAGCUGUAUAAAAGUAAAUGGUGGAGUGCAGGUGUAGAUAGCAAGGCCUCGGUUACGAUCAAUGCACUUUGGCCAAAGCCGCGUGCGCAUCCGAGACUGAGAGCACGCCCACAUCGCCGGAUGCGUCUGCUGGGCCGGAGGAAAAAAACACAAAGGCUUUAUUGGCCAUAUUCAGGCCAGACAGCCAAGUUACAACCCGAAGAAAAACAGAGUAAUAGCCCCUGUUAUAAACAAAGUCUGUUGAAGUGCCCCAGAGAUCCACUCUUCCGAGGACAAGAUCACAGCAAUAGUUGACCAGAGGGAGAGAAUUUGCCUCUGGUCGCCAAUGGUUGUCCUCUAUUGUCAAUGUUUUCAUGGAUAAGGCUACAAAGAUUUCGCUGUUAUCAGCAUUAAAUCACACCAUUUCCUCUUUGAACAACACUGUGUUUACUCAUUCUUUACGUUAGAAUUACGACAUUUCUGAUUUUCAAACACCAUAGCUAUUGUUUAUAUUCUGAGUGCUUAUAGCUAAUAUGCCGUCCAACGCUAGAUGCUACGUUUAUGUUUAAAUUUAACCUCUGCAAAUAUACGAAUAUAUUUACAAUUCUACAAUACAAGUCACUAUUUCACUGAAUAGGAUAUGUGGGAUAUUGUAAAAGCAUUUUUAGCUAUAUUUAUUAUCGUAAUCACAAAUACAUCAGUAGCUAGCCUACAAUAAUAUUUUGAUUGUGCUAUAAUGUGAUAGAUGAUAAAAUUAAUCGUUUUUUCUUUUCUUUUUUGCAGUGUUGACCAAAAACAUUUGAAUCUCUACAUUUUAAUAAUUUCACAGCUGUUGUAAGAUUUUGUUUUAAUGCGUAAAGCUUAAUUUUAUAUAUAACAAUUGUCUAAUUCGUAGAUGUAGCACCUAGAGUCCGAUUAAAUUUGUUUGCAUUUCUUUCAGUUAGAAUUGAUUCAUUAUCAGCCGCUUAGUUCACGUUUAUAUUUAGUUUAACUUGUCUGCACAUCACAGUAUGCCUUGCUGAGGAGCAGACUGAAGGUUUGAGCGCGUUACUGAAUGACUGGUCACUUAACAGGUCAUAUCUCAACCAUCCAGUGGCACUUAUUGCCAUAUAAAGUAUACAUAUGGCUCACGUAAAGAUCAUUUUUAUGUCUGAACUAUUUUAUGUCUUCUUGUGCUCGACUAGGCCUUGCAGAAUACGUAUAUCCAUCAUAGAUUUGCCUGCAAAAUAUGUGAAAAAUAAACAUGUUCUGUCUAAACUGGACGUCAGUGAUUAGAUAUACAAUGACAGACAUAAUAAUGUAGCCUAUUUACGCGUUUAGGGGUUUAUUUUAUUAUUGCAAACAGUAGGCCCACUCCAUUAAAAUUUGGAUACGAAAUUCUACAAAUGACUCUUCUCAAAUAACCAUUUUUGUUACGCUUGGUUAUUAGAUGCUGAAGUUUAACAACAUGAAUAAAAUCAAAUCCACCUUCAUAAAAGCAUAUGGCUAUACCAUUAAAAAUAUGACUUGUAAAAUGGAGGCCAUUUAACCGUGUGCACUGGUUAGGCUUUCCCCUUUAUCUCCCACGUUCUCUCCCACAGUCACGUGUCUAGCACAUCCAAUCCAAUCUCUGCAGUGAUUCAACUUAUCAGAGGUCUGUAGUUCACAGCGAAGUCAAGUAGUUAGUUACUUGAUUUCAACGGAUUCUGCUUUUGUGGCAGUUUCAUUGUGGGUGUAUCCGUCCGGCUGGUCUCUCUUUGCUUGUUUUUGUUAUGUCGACAUUGGGCACACUGAGUUACUACGCUGACUCACACAUUCCACACGAGAAUGACGAUCAUUUGGCACCGAGGUUCUCAUCUGGACCCGUGGUCCAGCAGCAGACUCGAGAACUGACGCUACUUGAAUAUGGCGAACAGGAGCCGUACACUUUCCAGGCCAAAUCAUCAAUUUUUGGUGCGUCGUGGAGUCCCGUGCCCGUGCAGCCCCCAGGCACCUCUAUCGCCUACCACCCGUACAUCCAUCACCCAUGUUCAACAGGAGAAACCGAUGGAGCAUCCGUGCGUUCCUGGGCGCUAGAACCGCUUCCUGCCCUGCCUUUCACGGGAUUAUCCACAGAAACGCACCAUGAUAUAAAACUUGAACCACUGGUUGGGAGUGGUGGUGAGUGCACCACACAUACACUGCUUGUGGCCGAGACUGACAACAAUACGACCCAAGCAGAGAGGAAGCUACCUGACGAUGCGGUUUCCAACGGAUCACAGGAUGAGAAAACUCCAGCAGAGACGAAGCUAGAUGUAGACACAAAUAACCCUGCGUCCAACUGGCUGCAUGCGAAGUCCACUAGGAAAAAGCGCUGUCCAUACACUAAGCAUCAAACUCUCGAGCUGGAGAAAGAAUUUCUGUUUAAUAUGUACCUCUCACGUGACCGUAGAUAUGAAGUGGCAAGACUCCUAAAUCUCACCGAGAGACAAGUCAAAAUUUGGUUCCAAAACCGUAGGAUGAAGAUGAAGAAAUGCAAUAAAGAUCGUCCAAAAGACAUUUAAAAAAAUAUGGAAAGCUGUAAAUGCGCACUGCAGAUGAGUUCUUUGCUUCGUGCGAAGGUGUUUGUGAAUUAGCCUGUCUUUUCCCUCAUGCACAACCACAGUAGAUUAUUAUAUAGCCAACAUUUUGUAAUGUUAGAUGUACAUUGCACAAACCUUUGAUCUGAGCUUGUAUAUAUAUGAUUGUGUCUUUGUAUACAGCUUGUUGGUGAUAGUUUUCUUAUUUGGUCUGUUUGUUGUUGGUCUAGCAUUUCACAUUGUGUAAAUUUUAAAUAUGUUAAAUUUUGUUUUUUUAAGGUACCAGUUCAUGAUUUCAGGGAAAUAGUUUCUGCGAUAUGAAAUGCUGAUGAUAUGCAUGAUUUUUUUUAAAUUCAAAAAUAACUUGUAGCGUAAUGUAUCAAUGUUUAUUGUGACUACCUAGAUGUAUUUGAACUACCUAUGUAUUAAGAUGAAUUAAUUUAUGCUGUGUUGUUCGUUAUUGAAACAUUUCAGUGAAUUUUGUAACAUUUACGUGCUUGUAAUGUUAUAUGUGAAAACUGCAUACGCCAAUACCUCAAAUCAACAGUGUUAGUUCUUUUCAAAUGAAAUGUGUACAUAACAAAUAAAUUUCUGAUAAAUAGUA